This is a messenger RNA of Nicotiana tabacum (common tobacco), 726 nucleotides long. The record is from RefSeq and is a predicted model, not a curated record. Lineage: Eukaryota; Viridiplantae; Streptophyta; Magnoliopsida; Solanales; Solanaceae.
CCAGAAAAACAGGGUCUUGAAAAUUGAAACUCUCUAAUUUCUUGGUUUUUGAAUAAAAACUUAGACACCCAUAUUAGAAAAAUUAAAUCUUUUUCGUCUUCUUUAUCCUAUUCUAUCUGUAGAAAAUUACACGCACAGAAAAAAACUUCAGCAAUCAGCAUGCAAUUGUGUGUGUGUGAGUUUUGUUGCUGUUAGUUUUUUCCAAGAUCAGAUUUUUAUUUAACUUUUCUUGAAGAUUCAGCUCUUUGCCAAUUCUCGGGGUAUUGGCUCAAUUAGCUUAUAAGAAACUGGUGUUUUUGAUAGGGAAGUUGUUGAUAGGGAGGAAUAAAGUUGCAGUCUUUCCUGUUUGGAAUCAACAUGAGGAAAGCUCUGCAGUCUGUGAGGCAAAUUAGAUCGGCUCUGUGGUAUAGAAAAGAUAAUGUGCUUAGUAGUCUUGUAAGAAGAGAGCAUUUUUCGACUGAUAUAAGUCGAGGGUGUUUAUGCAAAUUGUCCUACAAUGGUGGUAUUAUUAGACAUAGUCAACCAUAUUACAUGUCGUCAAGAGCCAUGUUUGCCGAUGUUGCUACAGCAACUAAUGGAGUGGAGACCAGAGGAGGGCCUCUAGUGAAAUAUGAACGACGAAUUGCUGAGGGUGAGCUCUUGGAUGGAGAUGCUUGCCAGGUAAGCAGCAACACUCUAGUCCUGCUUAACCAGUUCUGGAUAGGCAUUUGAAUGCUUAGUUAUAUG